Pan troglodytes (chimpanzee) is the source of this 5220-nucleotide messenger RNA. It is a transcript of the gene CDIN1, whose product is annotated as CDAN1 interacting nuclease 1. NCBI's taxonomy places the organism in Eukaryota, Metazoa, Chordata, Mammalia, Primates, Hominidae. The transcript has 11 exons. Bases 232 to 1506 code for a protein of 424 amino acids. Gene Ontology annotation, biological process: erythrocyte differentiation. The record is from RefSeq and is a predicted model, not a curated record. Gene Ontology annotation, cellular component: nucleus; cytoplasm.
GGCUUUCGGGGGCUCACGCUGAAGGAUCGCGGGGCACUCGUGAGACCUGCCGCCUGGUCUGUGCGUCAGGCCGCCCUGGCUUCUAGUAAUUGGGAGAGUACAAAGCAUCCCUUGUUGAUCCUUUGAUCCUAGGUGGGCGAUGCCCUGGAUUCCUACCUGCCUACUGAAACUCUGGCGCGGCGCCUUUCCAAGGGCGGCCGCUACUUCCUGGUUGGUUUGCCCUUAACUGACAUGGCGGCUAGUUGCCUUCGGCCGCAGCACUGCGGCUGCUCAGUAAGCCAAGCUCGGGCCCUCUGGUGUACAGCCCGUCCCCGCCGCGGAGGUGCCGGUGGAGCCUGGGACCGGGCGAGUCUCCGCCCCGCUUUUGCAGCUAGGGGUGUGUUUCAGGGGGGAUUGGGGCAAGCCAAGCAGGCGAGGACCCGGGCCUGUGCCGCUUUGCCUACCCCUCAUCCCUCGGCACCAAGGCUACUUGAGCCCCAGGGUGUUUUUUCCUUGUUCCCGCCACCUCUUGGUCCCUGGCCCAACAUGAUACUGACCAAAGCUCAGUACGACGAGAUAGCCCAGUGCCUAGUGUCUGUGCCGCCUACCAGGCAGAGCCUGAGGAAGCUGAAGCAGAGGUUUCCCAGUCAAUCGCAGGCCACUCUGCUGAGCAUCUUCUCCCAGGAGUACCAGAAACACAUUAAAAGAACACAUGCCAAACAUCAUACUUCAGAAGCAAUUGAAAGUUACUACCAGAGGUACCUGAAUGGAGUGGUGAAAAAUGGAGCUGCCCCAGUGCUCCUGGACCUGGCCAAUGAGGUGGACUAUGCGCCCUCGUUAAUGGCUCGGCUUAUACUGGAGAGGUUUCUACAGGAACACGAGGAAACUCCACCCUCCAAGUCUGUUAUAAAUAGUAUGCUACGGGACCCUUCUCAGAUUCCAGAUGGAGUUCUAGCAAAUCAGGUCUAUCAGUGCAUUGUGAACGACUGCUGUUAUGGACCACUAGUGGACUGCAUCAAGCAUGCCAUUGGUCAUGAGCAUGAGGUCCUGCUGAGAGACUUGCUUCUAGAGAAAAACCUGUCCUUCCUAGAUGAAGAUCAGCUUCGUGCAAAGGGUUAUGACAAAACACCAGACUUCAUUUUACAAGUACCAGUUGUAAUGCUUUGUCCCUUAGCUGUAGAAGGGCACAUAAUUCACUGGAUUGAAAGCAAAGCCUCAUUUGGUGAUGAAUGUAGCCACCAUGCCUACCUGCAUGACCAGUUCUGGAGCUACUGGAAUAGCACUAUUCACAAUAGCAAAGACGUGGAAUCAACCCAAAUGUCCAUCAAUGAUACAGUGAAUAAAGAAAAUGUGGUACAUAUACACCAUGGAAUACUAUGCAGCCAUAAAAAGGAACAAGAUCAUGUCCUUCGCAGGGUCAUGGAUGGAGCUGGAAGCCAUUAUGCUCAGCAAACUAACGCAGGAACAGAAAACCAAACACUGCAUGUUGUCACUUGUAAGUGGCUGCUGAACAAUGAAAACACAUAGACACAUGGGUGGGGGAACAACACACACUGGAGCCUGUUGGGGGUGCAGGGGAGGGAGAGCAUCAGGAAGAAUAGCUAAUGGAUGCUGGGCUUAAUACUGAGGUGAUUGGUCGAUAGGUGCAGCAAACCACCAUGGCACACGUUUACCUAUGUAACAAACCUGCACAUCCUGUACAUGUACCCCAGAACUCGAAAUAAAAGUUGAUGAAUAAAAAUGAUUUACCUUCAUUUAAAUAGCUUAGAUUCUGUUGCCUAUAAAUAUAGGGCACUAAAUUUUUAUUUAUGCAGGAUAACUGUCCUGGUUAUGCCAAAGAUAUAUUAAAUACAAUGUUUAAUUGAUGACUCAAAACAUACCUUAAGUUUAUCUUUCUAGAACUUUGUAUUUCAGAAGAUAAAGUAGAUGAGGCUGCAUCUGUCUGCACUGACUUUCUCCUCCCAAUGACAAAGAACGCUAUCUGUUUUGAAGUGACUUUUAAUUUGUUGAAUAUUGGUGGUGAGUGGAAAAUGAAUGUAAAUGAAAUAUCAUAUUGCUGGAGCAGGUACAAGGGAUGUGAAUGAAAGCUUCCUGUUUUAUGGGCUGCUGAGAGGUGAUAGCUCUUAAAAAGCAGUCUGCUAAGUGAUCCCAAGUUAAUGCAAAUUAACAGUUGUUUUCUUUCAGAACUGUGUGACUGAAUAAACAUUUACCAUUUGUUUCAUUUCUACUCAUCUCUUGAAACAGUUGCUACAGGUCUUAAUAGUAAGACUCGAAACAUAUAAUGUAUUAGCCUUGGCACAUCAAAAUAUUGUUCAUCUUCCAAACUUGAGAUAUUCCAGUUUGGCUUCUCACUGAGUUUAUAAUGUUCUGAGGGUAUGUAUCUAAAAACGCAUCUUACUAAUCUCCUGGAAUUGAUUUUUUUAAAAAAGUCCCUGUAACUUGUCACUAUUCCCAGCUUAAACAUGGUCUGUCAAUUGUGAGAUUGAUGGGCAUUGUGGUACAUUUCAAUCUUAGGAGGGGCCUGAAUAAGAAAUUUAAACUAUUAAAUAGUAUUUUGGAAGAGAGACGUAUGAUAUUUGUGCAAAAUAAUAAUGAGGUUAAAAAUGGAAUUUCAGCCUUAGCUGAAAGAGCAAUGCCUCCUGCUUUUUUGUGCAAGCCUUUCGCAUGAUUCAAUGUGAUCACCUUUUCUCAUAGCACCACUGCGGCAACUGUGAGGGGUAAAGAAUUUCAGCAAUUGAACAACAGUAUCAAAUAAAUUCAUUUUAGGAACUCUCCUAAAGGUUUAUUCCAAUCGUUAACAUUCCUGGAGCUGGUGGUGUCUGCCAAGUGCUCAGCGCUAGUUCACAGGCAGCAAAUUUAGCAUGACAAAGUUGCUCCCAUUUUGCAAAUGGGAAACCUGGAGCCCGAAACGGAGCCUCUCACAGUAAACUGCAGAAUGGAGAUGAGAUCCUAGAGAUACAGUAUAAGGGAUUAUCUGGGAUCAUGUAGAUGGUUUGCAGUUGCCUUUGUAUGGCUACCGGGUUAGAUCAUUCUUGGCAAGUUUGGUGAAUUAGUAUCCUAUUCCUGAGUCCCAUUUCAAUACCUAGCUUGGAACUCUUCCACUCCCUGAAAACUUCCAUUGAAAUUUUUAUCAAUGGUAUUUGCAUAGACAAAAUGGAAUGAAACUAUUGACAUGUACUUUUUUAUUAAAAAAAAAAAAAAGCAAAUUUAUGUGAAUGGUUUGUCAGUGGAGAUAAUUUAGCCAAAGGCACCUGUCUUCUCUAAGGACUCUGCCUGAAAAGACUUUUAGGGGGCGCUUGGUGAAUUUUUUGUCUUUAAAAUAAAGCUGUUUUUGAGGUAUAAGAGAAGCUUGGUUUUUGAAAUGGCACAAUGAAUAACAAAAGCCCCUUUUCACCCCCCAAAAAAGGACUAAAAAGAACAUUUGUUAGACUCUUGGGGAAGAAUUGUGCUGUUAACAUAAAAGUCUAGAUACAAGAAAAGGGAAAAUUGGAAGAAGAGGAGGAGCAGGUAAUACUGGAGAAAUGCUGGACCCUGAAAGCAACUUGUUUUGCAAAGAUGAUUACACUCAAGUUUGGGUUCAAAAUGUAAGAAAGCAUGCUUAUAGUGAAUAAAACAGCUAGAAGAUAAAACUUAGCAGAAUAUCCUGCCGUUUUGUACAGACUUAUGCAUGGGUAUGCAUGUGUUUCUCUCUCCAUUCCUUCCUCUUCUCCCACAGUGGCCCUCUAAGUAUAUUCUGGCAGACAAGUGGCCAAUAACCAGUCUUCAUAAUGGAGGUCAGGUGAUUUGUAUUUCUGGAUUUUUAGAAUAGACAGGGCUUAUCAUUGAUUUGAAGAUGGAAAGUACACUAUUUCACUACCCCCUGUCAUUUAGUGGAUGUGGUUCUUGAGUAUGUCCAGAAUUAUAUGGCUGUUAAUGUGUCUUGAGCCCUGACCUAAACUGUAGAUGAGAAGGCUCUUUAAAUAUUAAAAUGGAGAACAAACAGGGUUGCUUAUGCAGUAGGAAAGUGCACAGUAUUCAGAAGUCAGGCCUAAUCUUUUUAUGGGGCAGCUAUUGGGCAUGCUACAUUUCUGUCCAAAAUAUAACUCUUUUGAAAACUCCCUCUUUAACAAAAAUACUAAGUUGAUGGUCUCUCUUAAAAAAAAAAAAAGGCCAAGUAAGGGAAUAUAUAACUUCAGAGUUAUCAAAUAUGUUUAUCCCCCUUACAUGUCAAAGUUUAAGUGCUGUGUUUUGUAUAUACAGUCAUCAUGAUAUUUGAAAAGGCCAUAAAGAAAAACAAUUAUAUAAUUGUUUUUAAAGAACGCAGAAGCAAGGAUAAAAAGGCCUUUAGAAACUAGAGAACAGUAUUAACAAUUAUAGUACCUGAAGUCAAGCUGCAAAAUUCUGUCCUAAUUAUUGGGGAUGAUUAAUUAAGCGUAAAGUUACACGCCUUGAAAGAAUUUCAGAAUUAUUUUUCUUUGAUUUUUCUACCAAAAAAAAGGCCCACCCCAUCAUUUUCUAUUUUAGCAGUUUCCACAACUUAAACAUUAAAUUCUUAUUGUUUGAUUUCUGUUAUAUUAGUAGUGUGUGUUUUGCAAUUCUAAUCUUCACGUUUUUCUUUCUUUAUCACUGAAGUAGGCCUUUUGAAGCUGGGAAAUUUUUCAUAGCAAUAUUGACAGUGUUCACAUUUGCAUGAUGACAGCCAAGGAAUGGAGCAGUAAUUUUUGAAAUUGCAGAAGUAUUUAGAACACUGAUAAAAGCUGAAAUAUAUUUUUGAUGGAUUGAAGUUAAGCAUACAUGAUUUUUCCUGCUGUCAAAAGGCUCUGAAUUUAGUGAAUAUUUGCCUGCUGUGAGAAUGCAAGAUUAACAUCACAACCAUCACCCGGGCACCCAAACCCUGCAAUUUAAUAGCUUUUUAGGUUCUUUCCUUUUUCUAAACAGCAAUUAAUCUCAUUUUAGUACAAUUUUCUCGUUUCUGAAGUCGCUCAUUGAAUCGCUGUUUUGUUCAUAUUUGGCUUCAGCUCCUCUGCAUAGUCAUUAAAGUCCCAAUUAAUGUCACCUUUAGCUGAAGAGUACUCAUUUUUAUUGAGAAAAUGACAGUUGCUGCCAUGAGUAGUGCAGUGUAAUAUACAUUAAUUGCCCUGUAACACUGGUAAUUACGAGUUUUUCAAGCCUCUCAGUAAACUGUCAUGCCUAGACAAGACUGUGCUAAAAUAGAUUACUCAUUAGGGAGACCUGUCCUAUUUUCUGGUGAGUUCUUAGUGU